Molecule: messenger RNA, 1837 nt
Organism: Bursaphelenchus okinawaensis
Lineage: Eukaryota; Metazoa; Nematoda; Chromadorea; Rhabditida; Aphelenchoididae
Source: the annotation of a GenBank genome assembly
AUGGAGGUUGUUGAACGUUUUGCACGAGAUUCUUCGGGGAUUUGUUUUCAUCUUCAUGUACACGGUCAGAAAAUUCAUCUAGAUACCCUAACGGAUGAGCUGAAGGACGGAAACGGGGACACUCUGGUAAGUACUUUAUCUGGUCUGUUGUUAUAUAUGUUUAGGCAGCAGUGACAUUGCAUUUGCGUUUAUUUUUGGGCAACGAAAAGGAAGUAUUUCAAUUUAUUGGGGAACAUUUCGGAGCUCAGGUAUCUUCAGUUCGGGUACUUGAUGAAGUCUUAAACUUGUAUUUUGGUGACAAUCCGAAGACAACACUUCUCAUUUUGAUUCGAGAUGCUGAAGAGUUCAAUCAAUUUAGGUUUGGAUUCUUGAAAGAAUUGUUUUUCGCGUGCAAAGAGGUAUUUACAUUAUUCUUUUGGUUGUAUUAUAUAUCUACACUAUCUUUAUGAUGUUUACUUAUAGUAACAGUUUGUAAAACAUUUAGAACAUCAGUUAAAUACGUUUGUAAUUUAAUUUAUUUUGUUUUAGCGUAAAGGGAAGGUAAAGUUGAUAACGAUGGGCUGUUUCCCUUGGAAGUUGAUAUCAGAUGGAUUAAAGGAGAGAUUCUAUCACAAUAUAAUGCAUUACAAGUUUGAGCCAAUGUCAACACGUAGGUUAUAGCUUUGUUAACAUAUUUUUUUGUUUAGAAAUGCUGGAAAUUUAUUGUAUGAGGGGUGUGACAAAGAAUGGCUUGGACUACGACAUCAAGACUAUACGAUACGUUUUGAGCUUGUUACCUAAAAACCUGGAUCCAUUUGUGGCGCAGAGAUUUGUAAGUUAUUUUUGUUAUUAUUUUUGAAUAUGAGAGUAUAGACUAGCUUACAGCAUUUGCAGAUUUAAAAAGCUAUAUACUUUAUAUUUUUCAGUUGAUAAAGAUCCUUCAACGAGCAAAAAUAGAAGAUGUAACGUCGAUAGUUAAAAACGAUCAAUGGAAUAGUAUUGUAAAGAGGAUUGUUGACAGUAAACCUAAAGCUCAGUUGACCGCUCAACCAGUUUAUGAUAAGUUACCACAUAUAGCGGCGCUUACACUGAUAGCAUCGUACUUUGCCAGCUACAAUCCUCCGAGUACUGAUAAGCGGUAUUUUGGUGAGGUAGGUUCUAAAGUGUUGUUGUAGAGUUGUCUGAGAUUGUAUAAAUGUUCAUAAUUUUGAGUUAUUAAUCUGAUGUUUUAUUACAGAAAGCAUCUUGCAAACGACGAGCGACGCAACGAACAGUAGUAAGAGAGAAUUACCAUGAGACCGGGCCAAAACCAUUCACAUUGGAGCGAUUAUGUUCAUUAUACACGAGUUUGAAGGCUGCUAUGAUAGCUGAAUGUGGUGAUAUAGAUGUGAGAGUACAUGUAAGUAGUCUUUCUGGAGGGAGUUUAACUAUGGAUGGAGAUUUGAUUAUUUGUUUGAGACAGGGUGUGUUUACACCGGUGUUCUAUAAAGAAAUUUAAAGUUUGUAAAAAUAUUUGAUAGUUGAGUUUUUUCUUGUUUUAGGUGCCAUUCCUUUUACAUCGUGGCCACUUGGAGAAGGUUUCGGACAUUCACAAUGUAGCAAUUCCCAAGUUUAGAUGCGUAGCUCCGUUUGACUAUGUUAACUUGGUCAAAGAGUAAGUUUAUUAUCUUUAAACAUAAAAUAUGUUAUAAUAGGUACAGACUUUGCCUUAUAUAUAGACUCUACUUUAAGACUAGCUUAUUUAAAUUGAUAUUGUUUUAGUGAGUUCCUGAAGCACGCGACAAAGAAAACGAACACAAAAGACGACAACUUUGAUCUACGACAAUAUUUACAUGAUUUCGCAUUGGAAACGCAGUAA